Messenger RNA from Lycium barbarum (goji berry), 1825 nucleotides. RefSeq names its product protein S-acyltransferase 11-like. The coding region runs from base 183 to 1271 and encodes 362 amino acids. NCBI's taxonomy places the organism in Eukaryota, Viridiplantae, Streptophyta, Magnoliopsida, Solanales, Solanaceae. Gene Ontology annotation, molecular function: palmitoyltransferase activity. The record is from RefSeq and is a predicted model, not a curated record. The transcript has 5 exons.
UAAGUGAAAGAUAAAUAGUCCAACCCCUACCAUUUUGUCCAAGUAGUUAUCUAAUUUUGUUUUUAAAAUUAUAGAAAAAGAAGCAUAGAAAUUAUAACAGUUAAUUAUGUCGUUAUACAGUUUGGUAGGAAUCAAACCAACUAUAAAUAGAAGGGUGGACGCCGUGAAAGGUGGUCGAAAACAUGGAUAUUGCAGACACCGCCACCACUUCCACGACGGCGAUGACGUCACUCUCCGCCGUCGAUGACGUCAUAUCUCCUGAGGAGCAUAGUGUGACAUCUGUAAGUGAGGAUCAUGAGACGACAUGUUGGGGCUGUGGGCUCCGUGUACUUGUUUCACCACAUGUACCAGCUUUCAAAUGUUUCUGGUGCGGAGCUAUAACCAAUCAGAACGUAUUUAAAAACGAGAACCAGAACUUCAGGUGGAGACGAUUGCGAGACCGGUGCUUUGUCAGCAUCCUCAUUGUCUUCAUGCUAUUGAUAAUAUGUGGCGGUAUGUGGGCCAUUUAUCCAGCAGUAGUUUCUGCCGGUUACAUCUAUGGCGGUGUUAUCAUUUUGAUUGCUAUAUUAUUGUCCAUAUCUACCCUGUCUACAUUUAGCCUUUCUGCAUUUCGAUCUGCUGGUGCUCCACCAAACAUACUGUGGGGUAGCUAUCCUGCCGUAACAAAAGGAGCACUCGAGAAUUAUAGAUUUUGUGAAUAUUGUUCAAAGCCAAAGUCACCUAGGGCACAUCAUUGCCGUUCUUGUGGGAUGUGCGUAUUGGACAUGGAUCAUCAUUGUCCAUUUAUUGGGAACUGUGUUGGUGCAGCAAACCAUCGGCAUUUCGUCAUUUUCCUCAUUUCAGCAAUCAUUAGCAUGAUUUAUGCAUCCAUCACGUCUGCCUAUGCGGUUUAUCAUAUUUGGCCACCCUUAAGCAACUGGCAAAUUCACCUUCUGAAUGGGGCUGUUGGUCAAAAGUUGCUUAUGAGAAUGUUAAAAGAAAUUUUUCUUGCAUUUAUGAGUUCGAUGUUGUUUUUACCGGCAAGAGGACUUGUUCUUAUUUACCUCUUUAUUGCUAGUGUCUCUAUCGAGAUAGGUUUAAGCGUGCUUUUAUGGCAGCAACUCUGUUUCAUAUAUGAAGGCAAGACAUACUUGAGUCAUAUAAGUGCAUCAGGUGGUGAAAGUAGUGCUGUAAAGGAUUGCCAAAAUUUCAUCCGAUUCUUUGGCUUCCCUUAUACUCCAACAAGAUAUUUGCCAAGCUUCUUCAGUUCUAAGAAGAGACACAAAAAAUGAAGCUCAAAACAGGUUUUUUCAGGUACAUGCUGUUUUUUUCGCGAGGACAUGUGGACAUAUGAUGUAUACAGACAGAUUCCUUCAAACAUUACAAAUUUCUGUAGGAAGACAAAGAAGUGUGUCCCAUUUAUGGCACGAUGUAUCAGUAGACUGAAAAUACAAGCGAAAUAGGAGGUUAGACAAUUGAAGCCUGCCUAAUACCCCCCCCCCCCCCCUCCACCCCCUUCCCCCUCUUCUUGUUUAACUUAUAGUUCAAUGGAGAACUAGACCCUAUAAUAUAUGCCUUACAAAAUGAUCAUAUCUCCUGCAAGGAAGUUAAAAGUAUUGGUGGGGGAGGCAUGUUCUUUUUUUUUUUUUUUUGGUGCAUAUAAAUCUUGUUUUACCUUGACCUUGAAUCUUUUCUUUUUCUGGUUUAUUGUAAUUCAUGAGGACAAAACCCCCACCCAAUUUAUUUUUUCUGGAUAAUUUACUCCUUUGUAAUAGUUGACCUUCUACCUUGAUUGAGUCAAAUCCACAUUAAUGCAGAAAGUUGAUGAAUGUGGUCUAUAUUGAAA